CAGUUCGGUGCUGACACGCAGAAACAAGCUGUACAUGCUGACCUCUGGGCUAACUACUAGGCGACUUCGAUCGAGAUCAUUUGAUAAUUGGCAUUGAAUUGGCAGGUAUAUAUGUACGCGACACAUUGCUGCACCACUUGCACACCUGUUCGUAGCAAUGUCGGCGGUUGAGCUCGAGUAUGUGAUUUCAAUGCUCGAUGUAGGAUUCGUGGACAACUGCUGCUAUACCGCAGCGUGUACAAUUUAUACAUAUGACCGCUGUCUCACCUUCUGGCGGGAAGUUGAGCUGCUAUGGCGGCGCCCAAGCAUGUCUACAGCAACGAGGCUGUACCUAUUACUGCAUUUCUCCAUUGCGGUGUACCUGUAUAUAGGGAUGAUAUUGGCACUCUUCGUCACCAACUUAUCCGCCCUUCCCCACAGCCUUCACGGCCUUGCGUGCCUACGCCAUCAGUUAUCGCUCCGUGCCACUCGCAGUCGCAAUUUGCCUGUUCCCGUAGUGGAGGCCGCGAUAAACGUUUAUGAGAUUUGCUCCCUCACCGAAGUAUUAGUACCCCAACCUGUUGGCUGCGAAAUCACCAACGGCGACAACUCUGCGAUUAAUCGAUCAUGUGCGGAAAAUUUCCACUGACUUGCAACUGACUCUUGGGUGACGCCCUGCUGUCACCGAAACAGUGAAUCCUGCUGCGCAAGCAUCCACUGUUAUCCCCGAGGUAUUACUGCUAGCGGCGACCUGGCGCUAUGUCUACACGACCAAAC
Messenger RNA from Fomitopsis serialis, 756 nucleotides. RefSeq lists its product as uncharacterized. The coding region runs from base 158 to 628 and encodes 156 amino acids. The transcript has 6 exons. NCBI's taxonomy places the organism in Eukaryota, Fungi, Basidiomycota, Agaricomycetes, Polyporales, Fomitopsidaceae. The record is from RefSeq and is a predicted model, not a curated record.